Messenger RNA from Plasmodium knowlesi strain H, 1275 nucleotides. Its product is annotated as protein disulfide-isomerase, putative. The record is from RefSeq and is a predicted model, not a curated record. Gene Ontology annotation, molecular function: protein-disulfide reductase activity; protein disulfide isomerase activity. NCBI's taxonomy places the organism in Eukaryota, Apicomplexa, Aconoidasida, Haemosporida, Plasmodiidae. Bases 1 to 1275 code for a protein of 424 amino acids. Gene Ontology annotation, biological process: response to endoplasmic reticulum stress. The transcript has a single exon. Gene Ontology annotation, cellular component: endoplasmic reticulum lumen.
AUGAAGCCCGUGGUACCCCUAAUUUUCUCGCUGAUGCUCCUGGCGGGCCUAUGCCCCAGGCAGGCCUCGGGUUUGUACUCAAAUGUGAAGGAAAUCAAAACAGUGGAGAAUUCCAAAGAAUUUGAGGAGUUGCUAAGUGCCAAAAAAGUCUGUUUGGUUGAAUUUUACGCAACGUGGUGCAGAGCCUCCAGAGGGUUUGCGAACGACUUUACCAGCAUAGCCAAGACGAUAAAAGACGACAUAACAAUUUUGGCCGUAAAAAAUGAAGAUAUAAUUAACCAGUACAAAAUUGAAACUUACCCAAGUAUAUAUGUUUUCUUCUCAAACGGUAAUAAAAAAGAUGUGGAGAAAUUUGAUGGAAAUUACAAAAUAAAAGAAGUGAUUUCCUUUGUAUAUGAUAGUAUAAAAAAGCACCGUUUGAAAGAGCUAAAUAUCGACCUAGAUGAUGUAAAUAAAAGUUCUUAUAAAAAAAAAGGAAAGAAAAAAAACGAUGGAAAAGUAAUUAUACUAAAUGAUGGCAAUUUUGAUAACAGUGUGUUACAGGAUGAUGAAAACGUCUGGUUUGUCUUUUUCUACGCUCCAUGGUGUGGACACAGUAAACCGAUACACCCCAUGUUCGACCAACUAGCAAAAAAAGUAUCUCAUUUGAAGAACGCACGAAUUGCCAAAAUAGACGCUACAGUGGAACAACGAUCAGCGCAAACUUAUCAAAUAAGGCAUUAUCCAUCUUUUAGGUUAUUCCCAUCAGGAAAGAAAAAAUCACAUAGUGCUAUAGAAUAUAACGACUCUAGAACGGUGGAGGAUAUGUAUCAAUUCUUUUUAAAAUACUAUUCAGAAAAGAAGGAAGUAAUUCAGUUAACUUCUCAACAAGUGUUUGAUGAAUUUUGCGAAAAAGAUGUAUGUCUCUUAGCUAUUUUACCAAACAAAGAAGACACUGAACUGAGUUAUUUCAAAUCCUAUGUGCAGAUACUUACCAAUGUUAUUAAAGACGUUAGUACGUUACCAGUCACUUUGUUGUGGACUCAAGCAGGAGAUCAACUAGACCUUGUGCAGAAGUUAAACCUUACAUUCGGUUUCCCCACUGUUAUUGCCAUUAGCUUUUCGAAAAAUGUCUAUUCCAUUUUGAAGGGGAAUUAUUCUGAGCAGUCCAUCAAAAAUUUCAUCACACAAAUGAUGAUGGGCAAAUCUUCUGUCGACAAUUUGGUUCCCUUUACGGUGAAAACGGUACCCAAAUUUACUUUUACCAACGAGCAAGAAGCCAACUCAGAGUUGUAA